This is a messenger RNA of Culex pipiens pallens (northern house mosquito), 1750 nucleotides long. RefSeq lists its product as uncharacterized. Bases 113 to 1519 code for a protein of 468 amino acids. Gene Ontology annotation, biological process: protein localization to plasma membrane; GPI anchor biosynthetic process. Lineage: Eukaryota; Metazoa; Arthropoda; Insecta; Diptera; Culicidae. The transcript has 2 exons. Gene Ontology annotation, molecular function: glucosaminyl-phosphatidylinositol O-acyltransferase activity. The record is from RefSeq and is a predicted model, not a curated record. Gene Ontology annotation, cellular component: endoplasmic reticulum; membrane.
CCAAAACAAAUCAACCGUGCUGUCAAAACUAAUUUCGUAAACAAGCACGAUUUUCGCGUUCCGAACCCGGUUCUUUCCCCGUAAAUGUCCGCAAAAUAAUCACUUAAAAACAAUGGAUCCCACCGAGUACAAAACGUUGCACGAAACGUCCAUGCAGAACAACAACGGAACCACCCCGCUGGACGUGUUCCUCCACAUCGCGCCGUCAUUCUUCACAACCUUCCACACGGUCCAGCUCGUCUCCGCCGCGACAAUCGUCCACGUCCCAACGCGGUUCCUGCUCGAGUUCAGCCUAAUCGUGGUUCCAUUCGUGCUCUUUGUGACCGUGCUGCAUCCCAUGGUGCUGAACAUUACCGUCACGAUGGCGCUGGUUACGGCGGUUUCCGUCGUGCACCAGAUGCGGCUCAAGACGCACUUUGCGCCGUUUGUGCAGAUUCCGGGCCGGAAGCCGCAGUUUAUGAGUGCGGCGCGGGCGCUGAUUAACCUGAUGACGGCGGUUUGCAUUUUGGCCGUUGACUUUCGGAUAUUCCCGCGGGAACUGGCGAAAACGGAAACGUUCGGGUUCGGGUUGAUGGACGUGGGCGUUGGGUUGUACGUGUUUAGCAACGGGAUUGUGUACCGGGUUAGUCCGGAGCAGCGGUUGAGCUGGAAGCGGGUGGGGGAGGUGCUGCUGGGGAGCUGUCCGCUGGUGGUGCUGGGUGCGGCGCGGUUUUUUGUGACGCAGGAGAUUGACUAUCAGCAGCACGUGUCCGAGUACGGAGUGCACUGGAACUUUUUCGUCACGUUGGCGUUCGUUAAGAUUCUCGGCACGCUCAUCAUGGACGCCAUCAAGGAUCCGGAGAUCGCCAAAUUCAUUGCCAUCACGGUGCUGUGCUGCCACGAGAUGUUGCUCCAUCUGGGCGUGUCCCGCUACGUGCUGAGCGACCAAACCGGCCGAGCCAACUUCUGGGACGCAAACCGCGAGGGAAUUUCCUCAAUCCCCGGCUACGUGGCGCUUUACCUGGCCUCAACCUACCUCGGCGCCGUGAUGCGACCCUCCGUCGAGAUCCAACCCUCGAAGAAGUUCCUCCGCAGCGCCAUCAAACUCACCGUCGUGGCCGGCGUCUGCUGGAAGAUGAUUUACGUGUGCGAGGACAUGUUCGGAGUGUCGCGCCGACUCGCCAACAUGGGCUACGUGUUCUGGAUCCUGGCGAUCGGGGCCACCAUGUGCGCCCUGUUUAUGUUCUUCGAGCUGUUCAUCUACUUUGUGCGCUUCGAAGAGCCCAAAACCCCGGACCAGAUCAUGAAGGGACACGACUUUUGCAUCCCGUAUCUGCCGCUGAUUCUGGAAGCGAUCAACGAGAACGGGCUGGCGUUCUUUCUGACGGCGAAUCUGCUCACCGGACUGGUCAACAUCAUCUUUCAGACGCUGCUCAUGGAACGGGCCGCGUCGCUGGUCAUCAUCUCGUACUACAGCUUCAUGCUCUGCGUUGUGGCCGUCUUUAUGAUGGUGAACAAAAUUAAGCUUAAAAUAUGGUAAGGCGCUCGUAAAGUAAGUCAAACAAAUUGUUACUUUAAAAUAAUCUAGUCAGUCGUAACAAAAUGAAUGUGUUUUUCACGCGCGUGUUAAUUCGGUAUUAUUUACGUUAGAAGCAAAGAAAAAUUACCCAUUCCUGUCCAGCAAAUAAAGACAUUUCGCACUAAAAAAUAAUCACAAUUUCAUAGGUGUGCUUUUACAAACGGUGAAACAAUAUGAACAUGAAAAAUGAUU